AUGACGACAGUAGAGGAACUUUACAAAGCAUUUGGUUUGCUCGCAGAUGCAAAAGACAAAGCUGGGGAGGUUAGUAAAAAGUUAAUGAAUGAUCUAUUUGAUUUUAAAUAGCCGACCCAACGAUACCAUCGCUAUCGUAUUCAUAACGAGGUCGUGGUUCCUGAGAAUGGAAGAAUUCAGCUAUUUUUCUCACUGUCUUGUAGCCUGUUUCGUUUUAGGCGUACGUAAGUAAUGUAGUAAGUAAAUAAAUCGGCGUUCGUUUAUUGGUAAUUCUGGUCGGCGUCUAUCGUUGAACGUACUAUAAGUAACUAUCUAUAUAUCAUUAGGAGUAGGCAUGUUAAUAAUGGGUAUAUAAAGUAUAUAUAAAUGUAAUAAAAUAAAGGCCAUCAUCAUAGUUUUGUAGUAGCCUGGUCUGAUACUGAUAGGUAAAGAUAUAUUUUAAAUAUACCUUAGUAAUAUUUGGAAAGAAAUAAAACCCUCUUUAAGAAGUGUCCUUCUGUAACAACUUAAGUUCCUGUUCCGUUGGGUAUCAAAUUCUGGUUCAGUAACAACUAACGUACUAAAGACAGGUUAGGAGAGUUGGCAAUUUAAAAAAAAUGAUUGACUGAUUCGAUUUUAAUUUAAAUAAAAUGUGAAAAAAGAGGAAUUUUCAUUUGUUCUCUAACUUUGAUUCAUUGAUUGUCAUAGUACAGUGGGAUUUAUAUUUAACUAUAAUAUGUAAAUGCGCCAGUUACUAAAAAUUUAAUGACAAAUUAGGGAAACGUUAUGGGUUAUUGAAGUUAUUGUUUUAUACUUUAUGAUUAUUAAAAGGACAAAUUAAUCAUUAAUAUGGGUUAUGAAGAUUGAUAUUAUCAAUCUUCUCCACCUAGAAGCAUCACUGAGACUUCUCUUACACAAUAUGUAGUGGCCUAAUUAUUAGGGGUGUGCCGGACCCCGGUCUGGAAUCCGGUUCCGCCGGAUUUUGCACUAUCCGGUGAAAUCCGGUUCCGCCGGAUUUACAUGUAUCCGGAACAACCGGAUUCCGGAAUCCGGAAUAUACCGGAUUUCGGAAUUUGCCAGAUUUUGUGACUCACCGGAUCAUAAUCUGAAAUAAAAGUAAUUCUCUUUCCCGAAUUUCACACGAUCACGAUACAUUAAUCGAUUGUUUCGAGCGUUGAGCUUGUUUAAUAUUCCGUACAUACCAGAGGCUAGAGUCAGCACCGCUAAUAGUGGCCAAUAGUGUAGGGACUUUGAUAAGAAAAUUUAAACUUUUUGUAAAAAUAAACCAAUGGCAUAGUUGAAAAGAUGUAAUUUUUUAAAGAAUUAUAACACCAAAAUCAUAUUUUUAGCUGUUGUAGUUUUAAAGUUAUGAAUUUUUAAAGUACGACUUGGUUUGUCAUUUUUUAACAUGGACUGCAUCUCCACAUUCUGUGAUCUCAUUCCACCAAUCCCGUCAUGCGCAAUGACUAUAUAGUUUAUAUAAGGCAACGCAUUCCCUGCCUUAUCACUAAAAUACUGUUUAGACUUAGUUUAAACUUUCAACUUUGGCACAUGAAUAAUUAAUUAAAGCUUUCCCUGACCAAUGGUUUAAUAGUUUUUGCACACGGCAAACUCUUAUGAAUGAAACUCUGAGGUAGUACUACGAUACAGUUAUGCAAGUGGCUGUGAAUGGUUGCCAAUGACAACGUGUUGCACACGGUAAAUUCUGAUCAUUUAUAAUAUGGAUUCUACCGGGUUGUUAAAGCUCAAAUUAAAACAUUCCAGUUCAAAUGUCUUUAAAUGCAUUCUGAAACACAAGUUAUCAAUUAUUUUGAUGUAAAUAGUGAUAAUAAAUUAAUAUUUCCUAAGUAUCGUCAACUUCCGCCAUUAAAAAGGGGGGCGUGGCCAACCCCAUGGCGAAAUUAGGUUGAGCGAGCUGCAUAACCAGCUGCGAACGCGUAGAAACAUGGCGUCUCUCGUAAGACACUUAUCCAAAUGGAACGGAACUCAAAUAUAUAUCGAAAGUACUAAUUUAAUAAUAAAUAGACACACACAUCGGAAAAUUAAAAACUCGGAUUUUUUGGCGCCGAUUGCGAAUUCCCAUACACAAAAAGUAGUAGUCUACCUUGACUUACCGAAGUAUCUACCAAUAGUACCAAAAUCCGGGAGAAACCGGAAUCCGGAUCCGGCGGAUUUCGCAUAAGAAAAUCCGGAUCCGGUUGGAAAAAACGGAUCCGACACGCCCCUACUAAUUAUAUUUAAUUUAUACACAAUACUAAUUUUGUUUGUUUUUUAACUAAACAAGUUGCUGACGCUGGAUGGAAAAAUUUUGCUGCAUAUCAAUAUCAUAAGUGUUGUUUAAUUUUUCACACAUUAAUACUAAUACAAUCUCUGCUCUGAAAGGUGUUGGCUGUGGAUAAGGGAAAUAGAGGAUGAUAAUAAAGAGAAAUCAUUUUGUUAAUCAAAAUGUCCUUUAUAAAUAAAUAUUUCUAGUUUUGAUUGACUACGUAAAUAAUGAUGUACAAUAUCAGCAAAACAUGUUUGGUUGUAACAAGUUUGUUAGUUUUAGUUCUUAGUCAGUGAUAUUGAAUUUUAGGUUUGACUCAGUCAAAAGCAGAGUUCAGUGUAUUCAUUUUGGGUUUGGUUAACUUCCCAUUUCUAAUAUCCUCAGUUUCCAUAUUUUUAGAAUCUGAAAUUCAAAAAUAUUUUAUUCUGCAUUUGUGAUUGUUUGUUGUAAUAGUAUUAAUUUUAAAAUAAAAUAGUUAAAUUCUGAGCGCAGGCUAAGCUCACACACUCUGCAUUGAUAUCAAAAACAAGGUACGGGAGAUCCCCAUAUCAUAUCCAAACGGAAGGAUGGGGACUGAUUUCAAAUGUAUGCAGUUAAAAUACAUAAAUAACUAUAUUUCAGGCAACGCUUAAGACAUUAUGUAAAAUUGUGGUAAAUUCUGAGAAAGCGCCCCAAGUCUAUUUCCAUGGCCGCCAUCUUGGUUGCCUCGACCCGCGCACUUUUACAUGUGCACGGGUCGAGGCAACCAAGAUGGCGGCCAUGGAAAAAUAAAAUAAUUCACGUUUGCUAAAAUUUGGAAGAAAAAUUUUAAAAUGUAUGACAAAAUUGUCGGAAAUCGAUCCCUAUGCCUAACCCUAACCCUAAAUCUAUCCCUAUGCCUAACCCAAAAUCGAUCCCUAUGCCUAACCCUAAAUCGAUCCCUAACCCUUACCCUAAAUCGAUCCCUAUGCCUAACCCUAAAUCGAUCCCUAAGCAUAACCUGAACCCUAAAAACUAGCCGUAAAUCCACAAGCGAAAACACAUGGAAUUUCACACUUUGGGAAGAAAACUAUAAAAAUUAACAAAAAAAACAAUAAAAAGGGGCCCCAAAUAAUUAUAAACUGAAGAAAUAAUGAAAAUCCAACUAACAGUUUCAUGAAAUACACUUUUACACACUUUAUUUCAGGCUCCAAGGAAAAUAUAGCCACAAAAUGAAUAAAUCUCCACACCCACAGGCACCCCAAAGAUAUCAAACAUGGCGGAACAAAAGAAAUAUGAUAAUGAGCCAACCAAUGAAAAUUUUACAAUGAUAAUUAAUCAACCAAUAAAAUUUUAAUUCCGAAAAUGUAACUCUUUUAACAAAAAAAUAUUAAAAAAUAAAGGGAGUGAAUCCAAAACAAAGUCGUCGUGGGCCGCUAAAUCUGAAAUAGCCAAAAUUGUUUAUUAAUAUCAUUAGGCAUAGGCUAGAUGGUAAGCCUAUGAUUUUUUACUACAAUUAAAAUUAAAAAUGUCGCUGAUGUGCCCAUGUCAUGUAAUAUUAAUAUAACAAUUAUUACAUUUGGCUCUAGUUUUAAUCUCAGAAAUAAUGUAAAUUUGAUAUCUUUUACUAAACAAAACCUAGCCCACUGAGUUUUUAACUAAUAACAAAUGUGAAGUGGAAAAACCCUUAUUAUCAUAUGGAAAGUGGGAAGUAUAGGGACCCAUUUUCAACAGGAUGGCGAUAGCUUUUCUAGAUCUAGUCGUAAUGAUAGCUUUUCUAGAUCUAGUCGUAAGAAAAUCAUCAAUAUAGGUCCAAAUACGACCUACAUAAAUUGAAAACAGGCUGAAUACAAGGCAGUAUUUUUUGCUAUAUUUAAAAUUGAAUUUUUAUAUUUUGCACGACCAGUCGUUAGUACUUAGGUAACCAUUUGUUUGAUCAGAUUCUCAAAGGGAUGAAAUGAAAUGAUAAACUCAGGUGUUAGGCUCUCUUUUGUAUGAAAUAUAAUUAAAGUUCAAUCUUGCAAUGUAGGUUAUUGUUAGGUAUGUGACAUACUGAGUUAACGUUGGAAUUCAUACAAGUAAUUAAGGUCCUCCAUAACAAGGCAUGGUUUGGACCACGGAUAAUGUCCAAUUUUCUUAUUUAACUGGUCUUCAGUGUCAGUUAUGAUCCUGACAUUUGAUGUUGGAUCAUUAUUAGAGUGGUUUUCUAUGAAUUAUUUGGUCAAAAUACCUUAUUGGUUGGCAAAUGAAAUCAUUGUUCUUAUUUAAAAAUUAACAUGUAUAAGUCAACAAAAAAAAAGAAGCUAAUUAAAUUGUUUAUUUUCAGCAUGAGGCAGAGUUUCGCUUAUUUCUGGCGGCCAGUAAAGGCAAUGUUGGUGAAAAGAGACUUGCAUCCCAAUUCAUAUGUAGAUUUUUUAAGUACUUUCCUACAGCUCAAGAUGAUGCCAUAAAUGUUUUAUUUGAACUCUGUGAGGAUUCUGAUGCUAAUGUAAGAAAAUUUUGUUAGUAUUGUUAUGUACUGUUAUAUGGUUUUGCAAAUAAAGAAAAACAAUACCAGAGCUAAUAAUAUUACCAAUAUUCAAUAUAAUUAUACUAUUAAGUUUAUUAAAAGUAUACAAAAUCAAAUAUACAAAAAUAAAAACUGUAUUAACUUAAAGCACAUCAAGUGAAAAGUUGUAAUCCUUGAAAAAUACAAAUUAUUUAAUAUACUCCCAAAGAGUAAAAUCUUGUAAGGCUCCUAUAAGUAUGUUAAGUCUUGAAAGUUUCAUGUCUAGGAAAUCUAGCAAAAAUUUUCCGGCUGGGAAAGCUGCCAUGUUAUUUAUAAUAGUGGGUGGUGGAGGUAACAACUGGAAUCUAAAUUUUCACUUAAAACAAAAAAAUACCUGUAUUCUAAGGGGUUUGGGGAAAUAUUAUGACAUUGUUAUAAGACUCUUGCUGUGCACAUUGCUAAUAGUGAAAUGAGCUAUUCUUAGAACUGGGAUAAAAGUGUUCCAAGAUGUGCUAUUAUAGGCUCAUAAAACUUCUGGUCUUUAACUAGGACGUAGUAAAUGUGCUCUGUAUGACAUCCUGCCUCCUCACAAAAGGAGUGCUGAGAAACAAUAUGGCUCUUAGGAUCUGUAGUUAAGAAAGCUGUUGACACCCCCCUUUUUAUGUCUUCUCAAUAAGUUCACUGUGCAUGGUAAAUACAGCAAAAUAGCCUGUCUUUGGUGGAUGCACUGAAUUCUAGUUCACAUACAAAUGAUUAGUUCAAAGCUAAAAUCCUGUAAAAAUUCUUUUAGAAAGAUACGAACAAUGGGUGGAAAUACUGGAAAGAAGACAGAAGCAGAUAAAUUGGUUUGAAUGCAUCUUAAUUUUUUUUUUUUUUUAACAGAUCCGAAAGCAAGCUGUGAAAGACAUUCCCUCUCUUUGUCGUACAUGCCCUGACAAGGUUUCAAGAUUUGCAGAUGCUUUGUCUAUGCUGCUGGGGACAGAAGAUGUGCAUGAAUUAUCCGGCAUUCAAGGAUCUCUCUAUAGCCUCUUCUCAAUCAACAUAAAAAGUAAAAUUUUAGAAAAUUCAUGAGUCUUCCAAAUAAUUUAUUUCUAGCAAAUACCUGUUAAAUUAAAUUUAAUCCCUUAGCUGCACAAUUUUUCAUUAAAAAAAUAGCAAGAAAGUAAUAUUUUCUUAGAUCACAUGUUAAGAUCAAUAGAUGGAAUCAUUAAAUGUGUAUUACAUUAAGCCAUUAAUUAGUAAAUUCUAAAACUUUGCUUUCCACUCUUUCCUUAUGACUGUAAAUAAUAAAUGAACAUACUUUGCUUGGUCCAUUAAAUUGUGUUCAAUUGUUUGAAUUGUGAAUGAGUCACAUGGACAGACUUCAGGAACUAGUUUUCUUGAGUUUGGUUAAAAGUUAACAGGUGGGAAUGUGUGAAUUAAAUUUCAAGUGUUUCCCAAAGAAAAAGUUCAUGCCUAAGACUAAAAAAGUAUUUUUAAAGUUUCUUUUGCUUCUGCAAAGACUGUCAAUAAAAGAGAAUAGUGGAACAAGGUAUGUUGAAGCUUGAAAUGAAAAGACGGUACAGUACAAGAAGAGAUGUCUUUUAAAAAUGUGAGUUGUAACACAUUUCUCAUAGGUGUAUUGGAACAGUAAAUAGCGCUGUUUCUGUCAGGCACAACACAUCAAAAUUAUUGAUGUCUGCUGGUUCAGAAAGGAUUUUUUUCAAAUACUUUGAAAUUGGUAACAAAUCACCAAUCUGCCAUUGCCAUACAUCUGAACAUUGCACCCAAAGCUGAACUAUCAACAUUUUAUUCAUUUGUCUAGGUGCUCUGGAAGGUAUAUUCUCUAGACUCCUCCAAACCUCAGAAGAUGAGGAGAGUUCAGAUGAAGUCAUGGGACUCAUCAGAGAGCGGUUGCUCCGAUUCCUGGUUGUCAAAAUCAAACAGAUUGGGGACCUGGAAAAGGAUGUUGAGGAUUUCAUCAUGGAACAAUCCAAGAAGGUGUGCAUUUACCUGAAUAGAAUAUUGCUUCGUUGAUAUUAGAAGUAUUGGUCUCUAACAUGAUUUUUCACAAAGGAUUAGGAGGUUGUAUAGUCUUUGUCUUUUUUUUGUGAGUCUUCAUCAAGAUUUCAUUGCAUUUUAUACUAAAUCUCACUUAAAAUCCUUUCCGAUUUUUUUUCAAGAGGAGAAUUCACUUUUAUUCCUACAAACUUUCAGUUGCUGGAGGAUGUUACCAAAGAUGAGUUCAUUGCAGUAAUGGAUUUGCUCCGUAGCUUAAAGACAAUGGCCACAGUCCAGUCUCGACAGCAGCUGGUGGAAAUGGUUGUUGAUCAGGCGGCUUUGGAUGAACCUUUUGAGGUGUGAUGUCUUGAUGUUUUACAAUGAUUUCUAUGCAUAAUAAGCAGAAUUUUGUUAAAAUAUAUAAAAUAGGUCAACAAUUUUUAACAUUGUGCCUAAGUAAGAUUUCUAAUUGAGGGAUCAAUUGGGUAGACAAUUUCACAGGACACCAAAUCUGAUUUCAGCUUGUUGUAUAUUCCAAUAUAUUCAGCAUGCCAAGAACAUAUAAGUUUACUUGCUCUAAAAAUUUUAUACAAUAUCAAAUUAUUUUGAAAUUGAGAUUUUUAGAGAAUCUCUGUUUUCCUUAGGUAUUUUGACAACAGUAUUAUCACGUGAAAUACUUCUAAUUAUUUGUUUUCUAUGUAGAAUGGGGACAAACAAUAUUUUUAUAAAAGUGUUUUUAGCUUGAUAAAUUCCUUUUGUUUACUUGUAUCUCCAGGCAUCUGACCCUGAUUGUGUUGAUAGACUUCUGCACUGUAUUAAGUCAGCAUCACCAAUGUUUUCAGUAAGCUUUGUUGUACUUUAAUUAUACAUUUUUUACAUUAAAUCAGCAAGUGUUUACCUUUAAGCAGUUCCACAUUUCUCUUGAUUUCAUAACAUGUCCAGCACCCCCAUGAUAAAAAAUGCUUUAAAAAUUCCAAUUGAAAUGGAAUUUUUGGAGUCUCGUCUGCCACAUUGCACAACUAGCAGGUACCCCUGGUUGAGAAGCCCUGCAUAAAUUUGUCGGUGUAUAAGUUUUUUGAAAAAUGUUAACCUCCUCAAACUUUUUUUUAUAAAAACUCCUAACUUUUUAAACUUUUUGAUCUCAGAAAAAUGUCCACUCCAAGCCGUUCGUUGUAUACAUAUGUGACCACGUCCUGCCGGUGCUGAAAGAUUUGGCCAGCCCGGAUGAGGACACAAACAUUCAAUUAGAGGUGCUAAAAACAUUUGCAGAAAUCUCUGAGUUUGCUGGUGAUAUAGAUAAGUUGGAAAAAAGAGUGAAUACAGUAUUUACUGCCCUGCUGGUGAGUACUGAUUGCACAGGAAAUUUGUUUUCCACAUUCAGCCUUUAAAAUGAAUUUUUUUUUUUAAGGGCAAAUGUGUGUCAAAUUGCAUGGCAUCCCAUUCCUGUGAACGUUUUUUCAACUUUACCCAGUUUCUUCAACUUUCCCCAUGUCUCUUGAGCUGUCUCAUAUUUCUUCAACUGUCCUUAGUUUUAACCCAUCCCUUUAUGUUGCAAAUCUAGGUGUACCUUUGGAUUUUUUUUUCCCUUUACCUCCGUUUUGAUUCUGUUCAUUCUAUGCUUUCAUCAUAGCUUUAGCUUAUUUAAUGAUAUCGAGGAAGAUCUUUGCUCAAGGCAAAAUAUUGUUUUUACUUGUUGUGCUCUUAUUGAUUCUAUAUCAUUUUUAACUGCAGUCUUUAAUAUUAUAAAGUUUUUCAGCCAAGUUUUAGCUUGAUAAAGACUGUAGUAUCCUGUGCCCUAAGCUUCUUAUUUUUCCUUAGGACUACAUGCCCCUACCACCAUCAGAUGAGAAAGAGGAAUUAGCCACAGAGGAGCCUAAGCUAAAUUUUUCUCAGGUUGAAUGUCUUCUGUUUUCCUUCCACCAACUUGCCAGGAAGUGUCCUGGAUUCUUGACUGAUGAAUCCAACUCAGAACGGCUUAAGGAUUUGAGAGUGAGGUAUGUUCAUUUAGUGUUAGUUCUUUUUGAACAUUGUGUUUGAGGACAUUUCAGUUGCUUUUUUAAAAAGAUAAAUUAACAAAGAUAUUGCCAGUAACAAAAACAGAAUGGAUUAUUUGACAUUUAUAUAAUUCUAUGUAAAACUUUUCUGUAAAGGUUGGAGGCAGUCAGAUUUUGUAUUACAUGUGUAUAUUUUUUUUUCCUUAGAUUGCAGUACAUCGCUCGUGGCAGUCAGAUCUGUAUUAAACGUUUGAAAGAAGCCCUUGUUGGCAAAUCUGGAGAUGCUUUAAAAGCUGAAGAGGUAAAAUAAAAAUAUAAUAGUGGUUUUGAUUCACACUGAACACUUUGCAUAUUGCUGUAGUAAUUUUUCUAAAAACUUGUAUUCCCAUCUUUCUUGUAUCAAGAUGCAAUGAUGGUUACUUUUGCUUUACUUGAUAUCACUUCUCAUUUGAGUGGGGAUUGUGAUUUUUUUUGUGAUUUUAUUUAGAAUAUGACUCAUUUUUUAAUUAAAUAAUUGUAUUUUCUAUGUCAUGGAUUUAUUUAUUUUUCUUUGGCAAAGAAUGCAUGCCCCAUAUGCUCCCAUUCUUUCAAUUGUGUUCUGUAAUGUUUAGUUUCAGCACUAUCAUGUAAUAACUAGAAAUAAUCCGCCAAACAAUGGGGAUUUUAUUUUUAAGCAAUAAAGCCAUACAUACACACCUCGAUAAUCAUUAUUUGUGAUAAUUUCAUAUUGAACUUAUGUCCAUUUCAAUUAUCAUUAAUUUUAGAACAAAAAAAGAAUUGUCGCACUGAAGUUGUUUACAAACAUAACUUUGCUGGUGAAGGACCUCAUGCACAAUCCCCCAUCCUAUAAAGUUACCAUCACGUUAUCUUGGCGACCAACAAGGGUGAGGCUAAGUUUGAUAUCUCGAAUACCCUUUUAUUGCAUUAAUAGCAGUGUAAUCAUAAAUUUAUUUUGAAACAAAAUUUAUCAGUUUAAAUUUAGAAUGUCAAAAUAAUUUUUAUUUUUAAAAACACUAUUUUUUUCAGGAAAUAAAACCAGUUGAAAGCUCUGAGAAUCUGAAAAACCCAUCUCCAGGGUGUGUAUGGUUAUCUUAACAUAAAGUUUUGGUAGUUGGAUAUUGUCUUAGACUUUUGGUAUUAAAAAGUACAGCUUCAUUUAUUUAUCUAUGUAUAUAUAUGUGUGCAUAUAUUGUAUUGAUAAUGUCAGAUUGUUUCAUAAAAUGUAAAAAAAAUAAUUUUCUCAAUCAUCAAUGCAUCUUGUAUUUACAUUCAAUUACUCAAAUUUGAUCUCAUUAUAGUUUUGAUUGACUAAUGUGGGCAGCUGAAUGUGUUUCAUAGUCUAGUCUUUAUUUUUUUUCAAUAUAUAACGAACCAUGUAGAUUAAGAAACAAUUUUUAAUCCGUUUUUUUAAAUAAAAUUUUUGUUAUAGGCAGAAACGUAAUAUCACACCAAUCACUUAUGAUGACGCUAAUGGCAAGAAAAGCAACCCAAAGCAGGCUAGGACUUUGUACCAACCACCAAGUGGAAAGUUUAGUGACAAAGCAGGUGAGCAUACAUCUUAUCAUUAGUUUUACCUUCAGGUGAUCAUUAAAAGAUGAUUAUUGAUGUUCCUAUCUUAUAAAAUAUCAGUUGUUCCUUAUUAUUUUUUAAUACUCAGAGCAAUUUGUCAUCCUCUCAAGAUAACACCAUAUUUGUGUCUCAGAGCAAUUAGUCAUCCUCUCAAGAUAACACCAUAUUUGUGUCUCAGAGCAAUUAGUCAUCCUCUCAAGAUAACACCAUAUUUGUGUAUAUUACUGGCUUAUAAGUUGGAUGUAUUAAAAAAUCAAAUGCCCCUUUAAUUUUAAUUGUAAAUCUUCAGGUUCUUAUACAAACUACAACAGAGGUGGUCGAGGCGGCCGUGCCAGAGGUGGGUUUAGAGGCAGAGGACAGAGAGGAGGAAGGGGCGGAUUCUAUCAAAACAAACUGUAGAUUUGCCCUGUGACUUGAGCAGCUUGGACAAUACUUCAUCGCCCAGUGAAAUAUUAUGUAACUAAAGAGAGCAAAAACUGUUGAUUUUUAUUGAUGUACUUUGGAUGGUUUUUCACAUAUUUUAAUUCAAUUUGGGUGAUGUGAUUGCUAAAACAAAAUUUCACUCUCCUCUUGUUAAAAACGGCAUGACAGAGAUCAAUUUUUGUCAUAAUAUUUUAAACACCCUUUUGAUGUAUACUGUAAAGCUAGGGAAUAGACCUGUCUGAAGAUGACUUAAAUAAAUUGUAAACGUAUCCUCCAAUGGGAUUCUUCAUGCUAUUCUGAUGAGUUGUACACACUGCACCACAGCUAGGAAUCCAGGAGAUCUACAGACGUCUUCAUCAAUUGCCUGUUUGUUGAAGC
This is a messenger RNA of Lymnaea stagnalis (great pond snail), 11035 nucleotides long. The record is from the annotation of a GenBank genome assembly. NCBI's taxonomy places the organism in Eukaryota, Metazoa, Mollusca, Gastropoda, Lymnaeidae.